Messenger RNA from Phlebotomus argentipes, 1568 nucleotides. RefSeq names its product kelch domain-containing protein 4. The transcript has 2 exons. The record is from RefSeq and is a predicted model, not a curated record. Gene Ontology annotation, molecular function: protein binding. The coding region runs from base 83 to 1546 and encodes 487 amino acids. NCBI's taxonomy places the organism in Eukaryota, Metazoa, Arthropoda, Insecta, Diptera, Psychodidae.
CUGUCAAAAUAAACAACACGUGCGGAUCGAGAGAAGAAUACUAGAGUUUUCAGUGGAAUUACUAGUGAAAAACAAGUGAAAAAUGGGUAAAAACACCAAGAACAAGAAGAAGAUGAAGGGUGCUGAGAAGACAAAUCUCAAGACUGAGAAGAAAAUGUUGAUGAAACAGAAGAAAAUGCUGGCAAAAAUUGGCGAAGCUGACAUUGAGGAGCUCCUGGCCAAGUACAAAGUCGAUCCCACGAAGAAAGACACUCCCGCGGUGGAGGUUGACUGUCCAGCGCCAUCGCCGCGGGUGAACUUCUCAGUCAUCACGCAUCCGACCAAGGAUCAGCUCAUUUUCUACGGCGGAGAGUUCUACGAUGGCCAGAAGGCGGAGGUCUUCGACGAUCUGUUCUUCUACACCAUCGCCAAGGACAGCUGGAGUGUGUUGCGGUGCGGAGAGAAGCCACUGCCGCGAUGUGGGCAUCAAAUGGUGGCCACGGCGACGGAUGGCGGGCAGUUGUGGCUGUUCGGUGGCGAGUAUUCGAGUCCGUCGCAGCUGCAAUUCCAUCACUACAGCGAUCUGUGGGUUUUCCGUCUCAAGUCCCGCCACUGGGAGCGCAUCACAGCCUCCGGAGGACCAUCGGCGCGCAGUGGUCACCGGAUGAUUCUGCUGAAGAAGCGCUUGUUCGUCUUCGGCGGCUUUCACGACAACAAUCAGUCGUACAAGUACUUCAACGACGUGCACUUCUUCUCGCUGGAGGACUACAAGUGGAGUCGCGUUGAGGUGGCCGGCGUGGCGCCUCCUCCGCCGCGAUCCGGCUGCUGCAUGGCCGCCACUGCGAGCGGAACAAUCCUCGUCUGGGGCGGCUACAGCAAGGCCAGUGUGAAGAAGGACGCCGACAGAGGAACCACGCACUGGGAUUCGCACUCUCUGGUGCCCGACAAGCACGAUCCGAAGGGUCUGAGCUGGAAGUGGGUGAGCAUCAAGAUGGGAGGAAUGCGUCCGCCGCCACGCAGCGGCGUGAGCUUCGUCGUAGCGCCAAAUGGGCGGCUGUACACAUUCGGCGGCGUGAUGGACACCGAAGAGGAUGAGGAGAGCAUCAAGAGUCAAUUCACCAGUGAAUUGCACUCUUUCGAUCCGGAGAAUCGCGUGUGGCGGAGAAUUGACGUGACUUCUGGGAAGUCCGACAAGGAGAUGCAGGACAAAGUGGUGACCACUGUUGGUGCCUUCACUGUGACCAGCUCAAGCAGUUCCCAGGCGCUUGAAGAGCCCGAAUCCGGACCGAGUCCUCGAAGUCACUGCGGAAUGGCCGUUUGCAAGGGAACUCUCUUCCUCUUCGGCGGGACUUUUGAGGAGGCCAAUCGUGAUGUCACUCUCGGUGAUUUCUACUCGCUGGAUCUGCAGAAACCCACGGCCUGGAGGACAAUCAUUGAGAACAAGUCCAAUCAGAUGGAGUGGGCAGGAUCGGAGAGUGACAGUAACUCGGAGAAUGAAUCUUCGGGGGAUCAAGAAUCCUCUGAUGAGUCAGAUGAAGACAGUGAUUCCGAUAUGGAUGUAAAUUAAUGGAAAAAUACAGCAUUUCUAA